AUGCGUCCCUGUGAUGCUGUGCACCCUCUGCUACCUGUGGCCGCGGUGGUCGACACACAAACAGGAUCCGCUAAAACCUCUCUGCGGGACGUUGAAAAGCGCGAAUGUUAUCAGACCGUGGAAGCUAGUAUAUCAUUGAAGAAAACCUACAUGAUAAACACGUCGAUAGCGCAUCGGACGGCCGGUCACCUGAAUCCGGCCAAAGGGGAACCACAUGCAUAUACGAUUCCUGCUGCUAGAUUUACCAGUGCGCCUGGUAAACACCAAGACUUUCAGGGAGUCAACUUUGUCCCGAAUCCCACGUACGCCAGUCUCAUUUAG
Messenger RNA from Opisthorchis viverrini, 321 nucleotides. RefSeq lists its product as hypothetical. NCBI's taxonomy places the organism in Eukaryota, Metazoa, Platyhelminthes, Trematoda, Opisthorchiida, Opisthorchiidae. The record is from RefSeq and is a predicted model, not a curated record. The transcript has a single exon. Bases 1 to 321 code for a protein of 106 amino acids.